This is a messenger RNA of Peromyscus californicus insignis, 1609 nucleotides long. RefSeq names its product UBX domain protein 10 (gene Ubxn10). The transcript is spliced from 2 exons. Gene Ontology annotation, cellular component: endoplasmic reticulum. The record is from RefSeq and is a predicted model, not a curated record. NCBI's taxonomy places the organism in Eukaryota, Metazoa, Chordata, Mammalia, Rodentia, Cricetidae. Bases 108 to 950 code for a protein of 280 amino acids. Gene Ontology annotation, molecular function: ubiquitin binding.
GCGCCCCACCCCUCGGCGGUUGCCACGGAGACGGGGCUGUUUACCAGCUGGUCGCAGCCAGGCACAGGAGGCGGAUGGAGCUGAGCUGCGAGGGGUCCUGAGAAGCAAUGGCCACAGAAGCCCCUGUGAACCUAGCACCACCUGAACGCAGCACCGUGGUCGGUACCUCAGCUGACAGCUUCAUCUGGCAGCCCAGCCCACUCAGGAUGCACGUCAUCAGGCCCAAGUCCGCCAAGGGCCGGAAGCGGCCGAAUCUGCACAGACCUCAAGGCGUGGGUGACGGUUCUCCCAGUGCGCUGUCCGCUUCGCCUCCACCACGUUCCUCCGGGUCCUCGAGCAGCCAGAAAGCAGGAGGCUGUGCACCCGUCUCCCCAUCUCCGGGAGCCCCUGAUGAGAUGCCCGAGCUGCUGCCUCAGGUGCUUGUCGGCACCACCUCAUCUCUCAAUAAGUACCCAGUCCUCCCUUCCAUCAACAGAAGGAGCCUGGAAGAUGGGGCUGUGGACACGGUGGCCAGGAAGGCCAGUUCUCUGCAGCUGAGUAGUGUGCAGGCCCUUUACCAGGAGGAGGCCGGCACCACUGUAAAGUCAAGCCAAGAAGAUUCCCGAGCCCAGGUCUGUGCCUUAGAGAAGAAGUUCAUCAUCCGAACCAAGAGACAGAGUUCCUCUGGGUCCUCAAACAUGGAGGAGCCAACAGAGCAAGAGCCGAGGCUGCUGCUGGCCAUCAGGUCACCCUCAGGCCAAAGGUUCGUGCGCUACUUCAGGCCCAGUGACAAUCUACAGACUGUCCUCGCAGUGGCUGAGCAGAAAAACAAAGCCACCUACCAACACUGCAGCAUCGAAACGAUGGAGGUGCCCAGGAGACGUUUCUCUGACCUCACCAAGUCCCUGCAGGAGUGUGGCAUCCUCCAUAAGUCCGUGCUGGGCAUCUCCCAGGAGGAGGGAGAGGGGUGACCUUGAGCCCACAGCACCAGGCUGGGGCCCCAGGUCUUUGAGCAAAGAGAAUGUUGGGCGGGCUGCAGCCUCCCAUACAGCCUGGUUUCAAGCGCCACAUGAGCCCAGUGAAGCUCAGACCCUAGGGCCUUGUCUGUAUAGCAUCAUCUGUGGAGGCAGGGACACAUCUACACGUGGGCUGAGCCCCCUGGGAAACUCCCUUCUAGCCCCACAUUCCACCACUGCAGCCACAGGGGAGUUCUAUGGCUGUUCCCAGAAAUGACUGUGGCCAGGACUUCUCCUCCCAGAACUGGUUCCUUCUGGAGCACCUGCUGCCCGGGCAGUGAACUCCGGGUCUCUCUUGAAGCCAAGCUUUUGCUUCUCUGUAUCUGACACGAGAUUAACCACUUCCCAGAGAGGAUUCUAGUCUAGCAAAUAACCAGGGUUUAGGGGUCAUGGAACUGACAUUGUGUUUCUUGCAGUAUGGUAAGAAACAGGCUGUGGGUCCGGUGUUUGGAAGCAGCCUCCCUCCUGAGCUGCAGGAGUGGGGAUCCCCGGGGAUUCCUGUGGGCGUGAGGCAGCAGCAAAGCGAAGAACUCUUCUGCUGUCCCCCAACACACAUACAGUUCUCCAAUGUCCUAGAGCUAGCCCGAAUAAAUUGCCUCUAUAGUCAUGGGCUA